UAAUAAUUAUAAAUGCUAUAUGAUAUUUCGGUACACCGUCAUCGUGUAAAUACCCAAGUUUCGCGACGCAUUAGAUAAAUAUUAAUAAAUUAAUAAUAGUUAUUAUUACCGAUAAUAUAAUAUUACUAUUAUUAUUCUCCGUUCGUUAUCGUUUCUAUCGGCUUCGCGUCGCUUUUCUCGUGUCAUAUCGGUUCGCGUCGACUCUGUCCGUCCCGGCCGACGGUAAAUAUAGUAAUAAUAAUAAUAAUAAUACUAACCGAUUAUUAAAUUAUUUUCGUGUAUACCACCGUGUACGAUUGUAGUUCUACAUCAAAUUCGUCAGUUCCACGGCGGUUUUUGUUCCCACUCAUCAACGGAGGUUUCCGGUACUGCUUUUCUGUCACUGUUGUUGCUGCUGCCCGGCGCUCGCUCAGUGUGUUUGUCGGCGUCCUGUUGGAGUUUGGUCCGAUUCAUUGCUACGCUGGUACCCGGCCGUCGUUUCGCCGCCAACAAUUAUUUUAUUUGGAUUUCUCGUGAAAUGGCUACGAUUAACUUGGAUUCCAUUUUACCAUGGCCGGAAUACUUUAGACAGGUCUUGAACAGCACGAGUAAACCAGCAUUUUUGAAACCCAUUGAUGGUCCAAAACCAGAAUUUAAUAAGGAGUUAAAUGAAAAAGUAUCUUUGUAUCAAGGUGAUCUAACAAAAUUAGCAAUAGACGUUAUUGUCAAUGCAGCCAAUUCUAAGUUAGCCGGUGGAGGAGGAGUUGAUGGCGCUAUUCAUAAAGCUGCUGGUCGAGAACUUCUGGAGGAAUGUGCUAAAUUAAAUGGUUGUAAAACAGGUUGUGCCAAAAUCACCAAAGGGUACAAACUCCCAGCAAAAUAUAUUAUACAUACAGUUGGACCAAAAGGAGAAAAUGCAGAAGAACUGCAAUCAGCUUAUCAAAACAGUUUGGAUUUAGCUGUUGAAAAGAAGUUAAGAACAAUUGCAUUUCCAUGUAUUUCUACUGGUGUAUAUGGUUAUCCGCAAGAAGAAGCAUCCAUUGUUGCCUUGAAAGCUAUAAGAGACUUUUUAGAGCAUGAUCAUAACUUGAUUGAACGUAUAAUAUUCUGUGUAUUCCUUGAUACUGACAAAGAAUACUAUGAGAAGUAUCUACCGUUAUUUUUCCCUCUUGAAUAAAAUUAAUAUCAUGUAUUGUAAAAUAUACUAACUUUUUUUACAGCAUUAAAAGUAAUCAUUUAUACAUUGUUUUAAUUCGUUUUCCUUUUUUUAUAUUAUCAAUAUUGUAGUGCAUUAAUACAGUAUGUUAAUUGUUUAACUUUAAAAGCAUUUAAAUAUAUAUCAAUCUCAUUAAAUUUGUAUUUUUUUUUUAAUUUGUAUUUAUUUUAGAAUUCUAUUUUGUUGUAAUGUAUUUCAAAAAAAAAUUCUAUUUCCUAAGCCCAUGACUGUUUAUGUUAUAAGUGUUUAAAAUUAUUACCCACUAAUACCCGGGUCACAAAAUACAAAGUUCAUACAUCUAUUACAAAUGAGUUAAUAUUGUACGUUAUAUUAAAUAUAUUCAAUAAUAAUAGAAAAAUA
Rhopalosiphum maidis (corn leaf aphid) is the source of this 1555-nucleotide messenger RNA. RefSeq names its product macro domain-containing protein CT2219-like. Gene Ontology annotation, cellular component: nucleoplasm. The record is from RefSeq and is a predicted model, not a curated record. Bases 518 to 1156 code for a protein of 212 amino acids. Lineage: Eukaryota; Metazoa; Arthropoda; Insecta; Hemiptera; Aphididae. Gene Ontology annotation, molecular function: ADP-ribosylglutamate-[protein] hydrolase activity. Gene Ontology annotation, biological process: DNA damage response; peptidyl-glutamate ADP-deribosylation; purine nucleoside metabolic process. The transcript has 7 exons.